Drosophila melanogaster (fruit fly) is the source of this 1462-nucleotide messenger RNA. It is a transcript of the gene yellow-f2, whose product is annotated as yellow-f2. Gene Ontology annotation, molecular function: dopaminechrome tautomerase activity; dopachrome isomerase activity. The transcript is spliced from 4 exons. Gene Ontology annotation, biological process: developmental pigmentation; melanin biosynthetic process; indole-containing compound biosynthetic process. Lineage: Eukaryota; Metazoa; Arthropoda; Insecta; Diptera; Drosophilidae. Bases 43 to 1401 code for a protein of 452 amino acids. The record is from RefSeq and is marked reviewed. Gene Ontology annotation, cellular component: extracellular region.
GCAAGGCGAACUUAGAUUAUAGUUCCCCAGGAAAACCGAGCAAUGUUAUCGCCCCAAUUUUUGAUUCUAAGUUUAAUCUCAGGGUUACAGCUGCUUUCCUUGGCAGAUGCUGAUCCCAUGAUAGAGGUCUUCCGAUGGAAGCAGAUGGACUUUUACAAUCGCGGAGAUGGCCAUCUAAGCUCGGGCGGAAGGAAAGACAGGCCCAGCUUUUCAGCUCCGGUUGUCUUUCCUGGAAAGUAUUCUCGUCGAAAGCGUAAGAUUAUGACCUCCCGCGAUACACCGGUAGUGGUCAGCUCCCGCGCCGACAGCGACGACCCCAACGCCUCCUACAUUCCGUACAAUAACGUGCCCAUGGGAGCCACUCACUUCCGCGGCCGCCUCUUUGUCACGAUGCCUCGUCGACGGGUGGGCAUCCCAUCCACCUUGAAUUACAUCGAUCUGGCCGAGGACGGAUCGAAUCGCAGCCCCAAGCUGCGGGCCUAUCCCAACUUUGCGCUUAAUCAGUUCAACGCGAGUGCGGAGAAUCUGGUGUCCGUCUACAGAACCUCCGUGGAUGCAUGCCAGCGUCUCUGGUUUAUCGACACGGGAAUGCUGGAGUAUCCAAAUAACCGCCAACAGAUCCGCCGUCCCAGCAUUUGGGUAGUUGACUUGGCCACGGAUCAGGUGCUGAAGCGCUUCGAUGUUCCGGAGAGUAUAGCUGAGACGGGUCGCGGAUUGGCCAGCAUCACCGUGGAUGUGAAGGCGGGUCAGUGUGGCGAUGCCUACGCCUAUAUUCCGGAUCUGGUGUACCGGCGCCUGUACGUCUAUCACCUGCGAAACGAUAGAAUCUGGUCCUUCGAGCACAACUACUUCAACUUCGAUCCGCUGUCCGGGGAUCUCAGCAUUGGCGGCCAGACCUUCCGCUGGGACGAUGGCAUCUUCUCAAUAACUUUGGGGGCCCAGAAACUGGAUGGGAGCCGCGAUGCCUACUUCCAUCCCAUGGCCAGUACGAAUGAGUUUGUGGUCUCCAACCGGGUUCUGCAGCAGGAAUCCAACGCCGCACGUUCCGAUCAUGGGAACGAUUUCCGGGUACUCGGAAGCCGUGGUCCGUCCACCCAGUCUACGAUGCACGCUUACGAUCCUGGGACUGGGGUGAUCUUCUUCGAUGAGAUCCAGCGCAACGGAGUGGGCUGCUGGAAGACCAGCAAGCCCAUCUCGGCGGAAAACUAUGGCUCUGUGGAUUCCAAUGCCGAGGAUAUGAUUUAUCCCAGCGACUUGUCGAUUGACGAGGAUGGCACCAUUUGGGUCAUGUCCAACUCCAUGCCCAUCUUCAUCUACUCCACACUGGACACGAGUAUAUACAAUUUCCGGAUUUGGAAGCAGAAGGCUUCACUGGCCAAGAGGGGCACAGUUUGUGAGUGAUUCGUGUGGAAUUCCUGUUGAAUUUGUUACUUAAUUAAAAAUACAUACAUAAGUAAGAAUG